CACCAAUUGGAAUUAGAACGGCUCGACAGGCGUGAUGUCAGUGAGCAGCAGAGUUUUGCCGCCAAAAUAGCAUUUGAGGAGAAGGCGGCUUGGAAGGCGUUCGAGAAGCAAUCGAAGCUCACGAAAAUCAGCAUAAAAUUAGAGGGAAAGCAAAACAAGGGCGCCAGCAAGAAGGAAACCAAGGGGAGAUAUACGCGAGAGGUGCUGUCUAUGAAGGAAGACCUCGAGCGCAUGCAACAGAAGAACAAGGAAGAGGAGUAUACACAGCUCAAGGAGGAGAUGCGGCGCCGGCGCAGUAUUUGCAAU
Sphaeroforma arctica JP610 is the source of this 306-nucleotide messenger RNA. RefSeq lists its product as hypothetical. The record is from RefSeq and is a predicted model, not a curated record. NCBI's taxonomy places the organism in Eukaryota, Ichthyosporea, Ichthyophonida. The annotation marks the transcript as partial. The transcript is spliced from 2 exons.